This is a messenger RNA of Antechinus flavipes (yellow-footed antechinus), 2154 nucleotides long. RefSeq names its product ecdysoneless cell cycle regulator (gene ECD). The record is from RefSeq and is a predicted model, not a curated record. Lineage: Eukaryota; Metazoa; Chordata; Mammalia; Dasyuromorphia; Dasyuridae. Gene Ontology annotation, cellular component: nucleus. The coding region runs from base 116 to 2068 and encodes 650 amino acids. The transcript is spliced from 14 exons.
CUCUCUUUUUGGCUCCUAUCACCUCCCUGGCGGGCCCUGGGGGCAGUGUGGGGCCGGCCGGCCUCGGACAUCUUACCUGCCGGCGGCCGCCUGAGCCCGGUGUCUAAGAACAAGAAUGGAGGGGAACAUGAAACUGUCAGUGGCAGAAGAUGCAGUGGAGUAUCAUCUCUUUCUGUUACCAGAAGAACCAAGAGAUCCAGAAAAACACAAACAGGUUCUUCAGAAGUAUAUUGCAACCAUAACAACCCAGUUUGCACCUCUGCUGGUCUCUUAUAUCUGGCAAAAUCAGCCUUUUAAUCUCAGAUAUAAACCUGCUAAAGGUAGCAUUCCUGCUCAUAUUGUUGGUGUAACUAAAUUUGGGGACAACAUUGAGGACGAAUGGUUUAUUGUUUACCUAAUAAAGCAGAUUACAAAGAAGUUUCCAGAGUUAGUAGCAAGGAUUGAAGACAAUGAUGGUGAAUUCUUGCUAAUAGAAGCUGCUGAAUUUCUCCCUAAAUGGUUGGAUCCUGAUAAUAGCACCAACAGAGUAUUUUUCUACUGUGGAGAACUGUGCCUUAUUCCAGCACCACGAAAAGCUGGGGAAAUAUCCUGGUUACCUGCCACACCUCCGACAAUCAAUCAGGCAUUGUCCAUUAUCACCAGGCACUCUGAAAAAAUCCUUGCCUCCCAAUCUAUCCGGGCAGCAGUUAACAGGCGCAUCAAGGGGUACCCAGAAAAAAUACAGACAUCCUUUCAUCGAGCUCACUGCUUCCUCCCAGCUGCUGCUGUGGCAGUUUUGAAACAACGUCCUCAGCUGGUAGCCGCAGCUGUCCAGGCCUUUUACUUACGGGAUCCUGUUGACCUUCGAGCUUGCCGAAUUUUCAAAACGUUCUUGCCAGAAACACGUAUAAUGGCUUCAGUCACAUUCACAAAGUGUUUAUAUGCGCAGUUGGUACAACAGAGAUUUGUGCCAGACCGCCGAAGUGGGUAUAGUCUGCCUCCUCAGUCUCACCCCCAGUAUCGAGCACAUGAACUUGGCAUGAAACUGGCUCAUGGCUUUGAGAUUUUGUGCACUAAAGCCAGUCCGCUUCCUGAGUUCAAGAAGUCUCCAGUGACUACCACCCCUGUCUGGAAUGGCUUUCUUGACAGUCUGAAACAGAAUGACUAUUUUGAGGGAGAGAUAGAAGGCUCUGCUAAGUACCUGCAGAAACUACACAUGGCAGAGAACUACUUUCAACAAUCUGUGAAUGGGCCAGAAAACUUUCUUGACAUAACUCCAGGGGAAGAAAUCUUAACCUUAUUACAAACAAUGUCCUUUGAACUGGAGGAGCUUAAGAAAGAAGAUGCUGAUCUCCCCUUAGAGGAUGAUGAUCACUGGUUGUAUCUCUCACCGGAUCAGCUGGACCAGAUUCUGCAAGAGACUGCUGGUAAAGGCGAACCGGGUCUCAUUCCCACUCCCCAGGGGGAAACGGAGCAGCCCUAUGACCUAACCAAAGUCACUGACAGCAUGAAGGCCUUUGUGUCCAAAGUCUCCACCCACAAAGGAGCAGAGCUGCCCCGGGAGCCGUCGGAGGCACCUGUCACUUUUGAUGCAGAUUCUUUCCUCAGUUAUUUUGACAAGAUUUUGGGUCCAGAUUCUGGGGAGUCAGACUCUGAUGAUUGUGGCAAUGAUGAUCUGGAUGAGGAGAACUCCGAAUACCUCGACAGUGAUGAUGACUUAGACCUUGUAACCCAGGACCCUGAGGGAAAUGUCUCUACUAAGGAAACACUGGAGAGCAUUAAGUCAUUAAUGGCACAGAUGGACCAAGAACUCGCCCAGACGAGCAUCGGGAAAAGCUUCACCACCUGGAAACAAAGGGACAACUUGACAAAGAAACCAUCUCAGACUCUUGGCAACAAUUUUGAUGAUGAUAAAGCGACAGCAGAUGGUUCUGUUCUAGAACCUGUGGAUGUGGAUCUGAAUUUGGUCUCAAAUAUCUUAGAAUCCUAUCACUCCCAAGCUGGACUGGCAGGACCUGCUUCCAACCUUCUACAGAGCAUGGGUGUACAGCUCCCUGAUGAUGUAGAUCACAGACAUCCCAGCACGUAACUGAAAGUGUAACAAAAUCUCCAAUAAAAAGUCUAUCUGAUAUGCCCUCUGUUAUUCUACUCACUUAAUAAAUGCCAUUCAAACAA